UUUUGGGAUAACCGAGGACUGCUCGAGCCACCCAGGAUUAAUAUUUGCGGGUCUCAAACAACUCACUAUGCAGCUAGUGCUUGGGUUCAAGAUUGUAGGUUGGGGAUAUCCUGUCUGACGAGGUGAGCGCUUAUACUACACACUGGAGUGACACAAUGUAAUUGUUCAUGCAAACACUAACGUAUAAGUAGGAGCCUUUUACGCCUGCCAAAUGUUCAUUCAUGUCCAAUCAUUUAGAAACGAGAAGCAUACAUCUCUCGCUCAUCAGUUUCCCUAAUAUAUAAUUACCCAACGAUUGUAUCGCCGGAAAUGACGCCGAAACCUUCCUCCCACGAAACCAAAGCCGGUGCGAUCAAGGUGAUUGUUAUAGGCGCAGGACCAGUGGGUUUGCUUACGGCACUGAGGCUAGCCCAGAGUGGCAUGUAUGUUGAUGUACUAGAGAAGGAGGAGAAGCUGAACGUUACUCCUCGUGCGUGCUCUUACUACGCAGCCGCUCUGCAUGCCCUCCAACGUGCCAAAGUCCUGGACGAUGUCAAAAAGGCUGGCUUCACCACGCACGGUCUGUGUUGGAGGGGUCCACUUGAAGACGAUGGUAAAGGGGGAAAGAUAUUCGGAGACAUGCUGGCGAGUUUGCCAGUUGUAGGCAACGAGGACUGGGAUAGCGGGGUGGUCAACCUCCAGCAAGCCAAGCUGACGAAGCUAUUGUACCAGAAGGUCCUGGAGACUGGCCGGGUUACUGUUCAUCUAGGGACAGAGCUCAUCGGCAUUGAACAAGAUUCGGCCUCUGUAAUGGCGACUGCCGUUCGUGGGGAUUUAAGCCAGGAACAAUUCCAGGGCUCGUUCCUUGUCGGUGCGGAUGGAGGAAGAUCAACCACCAGAAGGCUCCUUGGGAUCCGCCACAAAGGCCAUAGCUGGCCUGAAAGACUUGUGGCUAUGGAUGUUCUGCUUGAUGAUGUUGAGUUCGAUGAGAAGUUCCCGAGCUCGCUUUUUGUCGACCCUGUUUACUAUGGUCUGAUGUCGCCACUGGAGCAGCCACGCGCUGGCACGGAAAGCCUAUGGAGGUGCACGGUAGCAGUUGAUCCUACGGAUGCGCGCACAGAUGAUGAACUGGUUUCGGAUAAAAGCAUUGAAGAACUUCUCCUCAAAACUGUUCCCGGCCCAAGACCACUUCCUUUCAAAGUCCUUAGAGCGUCCCCGUAUCGUGUGCAUCAACUAUGCGCGUCCACAUUCAACCGUGGACGGUGCGCUUUGGCCGGGGAUGCAGCUCACUUGAAUAAUCCCAUGGGAGCAAUGGGUCUUACGACCGGUCUCAUUGACUCCGAAGCUCUUGCAGAUGCGCUAGAGUUAAUCAUCCACGAGGGGAAGCCUAUCAGCAUACUGGACACUUACUCAGACGAGCGUCGACGAGUCUUCCAAACGUUUGUGGACCCGACUUCCACACAGAACAAGCUACGAUGUGCGAAAUUUGCGAAAGACCUCCUCAUCGACCCAUCAACAAGGGACGUCCACGAUGUCACCCACAACCUAGCCGCCGUCGCAUCCUCGACCUCACUCCAAAAGGCCCAAGACUUCCUCUCUGCCAUCAAUGCACCGUCCAGGACAACCGCUUACGGGUCCUACGAGUCUCUUCUCGCCGACCCUACUGUUGAAAUUGUCUACAUCUCCACGCCGCAUUCGCACCAUUUCCAAAAUGCCCGCGCUGCGCUACUGGCCGGAAAGCACGUCUUGCUUGAGAAGGCCUUUACGGUUAAUGCAGCCCAGGCGUGCAAUCUCGUUCAACUCGCUCGGGAGAAGAAACUGUUCCUGAUGGAGGCAAUGUGGACGCGUUUCUUCCCACUCACGCAGUAUGUGAGACAGCUCAUCAAAAAUGGGGCAAUAGGGGUUGUGCAACGAGUGGUUGCGGACCGAAAUCUAGGGAGGGAUAUUGAGAAACUCUACGGAACGGAGCAUCGAUUGGUGAAUUCUGCCCUGGCGGGUGGUGCUUUGCUCGAUUUGGCUAUAUACCCUCUAACAUGGAUAUUUCAGAUCCUCUAUCAUGAUAGUCCACUGGCCUUUGGUACUGUCAGGUCACCACCGCACAUUUCUAGCUCCCUAGUCAAAUACACACCAACAGGGGUGGAUGAGACCGCUACUAUUAUUGUCACUUUUCCAGAAAGUAAAACGCAGGGUAUAGCGACAGCGAGUCUUCGGUUCACCUCGGACCCAACCGACCCCGGGAUUUUUGGACCUGCUGCACGCCCGUUGAGUAUUACAGUUGUUGCGUAUGGGGAAGGAAGUCCGAAGAUAGUGGAGAGGAAGGAUUUUAAAAUCCCAGUUGGACAUGGAUUGUUCUGGGAGGCGGAUGCCUGUGCUCGAUCCUUGUUUGAGGGGAAGACCGAGUCAGAUCUCAUGCCGCUGGAUGAGACGCUGUUGAUUAUGGAGGUGAUCGAUAGGGUACGAGAAGAAAAUGGGCUGAGGUAUCCGGCAGACGUCGAGGCACAUUAA
Molecule: messenger RNA, 2484 nt
Organism: Aspergillus pseudotamarii
Lineage: Eukaryota; Fungi; Ascomycota; Eurotiomycetes; Eurotiales; Aspergillaceae
Exons: 5
Coding region: 310-2484 (724 amino acids)
Molecular function (GO): FAD binding
Source: RefSeq, a predicted model, not a curated record